AUGCUCGCAUCUCGGCCUGAGGGCUCGAGGAUCCUGGCCGCCGUCGGGGAUGCUAUUGCAUGCCUAGACCAAAAAAAGCUCAAAAAGAAGGUCGGUUGUCUUACUUUCACGCCUGAUGAGCGAUCACUUCUCCUCGGCGAAAAGUCGGGUUACGUUAUCUGCGUUUCUAUUGAUGGGAAUAAUUCGGGCUUAUUCCAAAUCGGCGGUGAGGAUGCAUUUCUUGGACAUCUUUCACUUCUUACAAGCGUCGUUUUAAAUAAAGACGGUCGACUUAUCGGCACAUGCGAUCGAGAUGAAAAGAUCCGUAUUGGUCGCUCCUCUCAGCCUCAUGUUAUCGAGUCAUUUUGCCUUGGACAUACGAAGUUGUUUUUUUUUGUGUUUUAUUUCUUCUCUGAUGGGUUUAUUCGUCUUUGGAAUGCUCUCGAGGGAGUUGAGUUAGAUGAAAUCGAACUGGCUCCGCAUUUAAAUAAGAUUCAAGGUUGUGGAACCGAUAAUGAGACCCAAGAUUUUCUUACUUCACGUUUGAUUAUUAUCGGAUGUACAGCUGUACUUGGCGUUCGAUCACAUGAUUGUGUAAUCGCUGUGAAGCUCUCUAAUGACUUCUCUGCUUUCGUAAGAGAUGAUAGUAACGACGCAGUGAUUAGUGGAGUUCUCUGCCCCAAAAAUGAGCGUUUUGUCGACUGUUGUGUGAUCAACCACAGAAUCACUGAAAAGGACUUUGAGGUUGUUUGCAUGACGGAACCUCUUUCAAGAUUUGUGUCUUGGACCUUUGCGUACUGUAAAGAUUCUGCCUUGGAAUGGAGUCAGAUGAAGGAAUGGGAUGCUUUGCCUUCCGAAUUAAAAGCUGAGAAUGGUCAAUUCCCAAGACUACAGUUGCUGAUGGAAACGGGAAAGAGCUUCGUCAAUAUGAGCGGUGUUGCCGCCUAUGAGAAAGGCAAGGAGGAGACACACAAACGCAUCAAAGAGCGGCACCAACGUCAUCAAGCCAAACGAAAGCGGCAAAAGGCCGCGGUAGAGGAGAAGGAAGAAGAGGAAGAAAGGGGACAAGAGGAGACACCAAUUUCUUAG
Echinococcus granulosus is the source of this 1068-nucleotide messenger RNA. RefSeq names its product tRNA (guanine-N(7)-)-methyltransferase subunit WDR4. Gene Ontology annotation, cellular component: nucleus; tRNA methyltransferase complex; cytosol. Bases 1 to 1068 code for a protein of 355 amino acids. The transcript is spliced from 7 exons. NCBI's taxonomy places the organism in Eukaryota, Metazoa, Platyhelminthes, Cestoda, Cyclophyllidea, Taeniidae. Gene Ontology annotation, biological process: RNA (guanine-N7)-methylation. The record is from RefSeq and is a predicted model, not a curated record. Gene Ontology annotation, molecular function: tRNA (guanine(46)-N7)-methyltransferase activity; protein binding.